Messenger RNA from Acaulospora morrowiae, 180 nucleotides. Lineage: Eukaryota; Fungi; Glomeromycota; Glomeromycetes; Diversisporales; Acaulosporaceae. The record is from the annotation of a GenBank genome assembly.
GUGACUCUCACCUCAUAGUCCUGGGAUUACAGAACUUGUCACAUUCCGGAAAUGAAGUAAGUUAUUUAGCUAUCACAGACGAAUCAACAACGCAUCAACCUUUAUCAAGUAUGAAUCAAGGUUUGAAGAACCCUUAUCAGAAAGCUGACGAACGAAUCACGGCAAGUCGUGAGAUAACAG